This is a messenger RNA of Pungitius pungitius (ninespine stickleback), 6571 nucleotides long. RefSeq lists its product as uncharacterized. The record is from RefSeq and is a predicted model, not a curated record. The transcript is spliced from 2 exons. The coding region runs from base 4023 to 6440 and encodes 805 amino acids. NCBI's taxonomy places the organism in Eukaryota, Metazoa, Chordata, Actinopteri, Perciformes, Gasterosteidae.
AUGAGGUGACGGUUUUGGGUCAGACUCUGGUUGAGUUGAGCGACAGAAGACGCUAUUCGUAGUAACCCGUCAGGUAAGUAAAUUGUUUUUUGGUUGAAUUAAUUUGUUUCAGGUAACCGUAGUAGCAAAUUUGCAAUUGAUGCAAAUAUUAAGGUAACAUUAGGUUAUCAGAUAUGAACAGUAAAGUUAACUUCUGGUUGUUGGCGUUGCCAGUUGCUUGCACUAGCUUCUAACUUGUUCACUUUAGUCGCAGUCAAACGUUAGUUUGCAGCAAAUUAACAUACAUUUUCACAAAUGGGUCCUUAGAUAAGUCUCAAUGAAGCAGUGUUAAGUUAGUAAGCUAACUAUCAGCUACGUUAUCAGUAGCCAGCAGACUUCACUGAGCAGAUGCAAUCUUGUUUGAUUCUGUGUAACAUUAUAACGUUAGUACUGUGGAGGGACCGUCUUUUACUCAGAUAAUACUUUUCUUUUUUACCAUUUUACUGUUAAAAGGGCUCUGAAGACAGACAGUAACAAACUGCAGUUGGCGCUAACGCGUAUUUGACUCAAUAAAGAGCUGUUAACAACCGGUUUAAACUAGUUUGUUGGCGCUAAGCAGUAUUUUACUCCAUAAAGAGCUGUUAACAACCGGUUUGAACCAGUUUGUUGGCGCUAACGCGUGUAUGUUUUUCGUAACGAGAUCUGUGAUGUUGCUGUUUUAAGCUAGUUUUUUAGCACACUGGCUGAUGCAACAUCUGUGUUGUAACGUUCACGUUAACUGUAUUACACAUUUUAUGUUUUUUAGCAUGACUAAUGCCUUUCCAAAUGGUUAUUUUGACCUGUUAGUACAGUGUUAUAAAGACGUCAUUGAAAUGUCUCUUACUUUUAUAAUUAAAUAAUUGUUAAAGCAUCACGUCUUUUUCAGGUAGUAUACCAUGGUAUUUCUAAUGUUGGGAGAUACACCGGUUCUUUUACUGUUAUACAUACUAAUUGUUGUUACGUUAAUUGUUUUUGUCAUGAAGGAUGCAGGCCGUACGAGUGAAGUACAGAGAUCGUCAAAAGUACAUUUGUUAUGAGGGACCACCAACCUUCAAAACCUUUUUAGAUUGUGGUGAGUGAAAAUAUUAUUCUCACUAAUCUCUGGGACAAUUUAAUUCGGAAUUAAAUUUGUUUUGCCUAACUGAAAGUUUUUUCCCUGGAAAACUAAAGGUCUGUUAUGGAACCGUAAGUCAGUUUUAGGACAAUGUUAAAUUAAAAAUGGCCUUUUGACUUCUGGCUGUGUUUUUCUGCAAAUAGGCAACCAAUUCAUUAUUGAGCUUGUCUCUUGUUAUUUUGUCUUCGCAGUUGUCAAGAAAUUUGAUAUUCCAACCGGGGACAUAAAAGUCUAUGAUGAAACAAACACAGAAGUUGAUGAGGAUGUGUUUGAGUUUCUUCUAAAGAAACAAGACCUCGGUGUGCUAAAGAUUUGUUUACCCCAAGACCGAAAUCUUGAUGAUUCUUUGAGUUCCACUUCAUGCUGCUCCUUUGCAAGCUUCAGUGGAGACAAUGACAUGGACUCAGAUGACACCAUUAUAUUGCAACACAGUCCUGCUACAAGUAAAAGAGAUGACGGAAGUCGUCUAGCUCAGGUGAGCUCUGCAGUUUCACUUCCAUCAGAAGAUUGAAAACAAAUGCCAACGUUGAGUGCUAAAUAAGUUGUUAGAUAAGUUAACAAAAAAUAAGUGGCCAUCCUGCUUCAUAAUACCGGAUGUUUCAUUUCUGUUUCAUUGUGUUCAUUUUUGUUAUUCCCACUUAGAUGGUUGAAGAGAUCCUGAAGAAUAAACCUGGAGGAGAGAGGGUUUUGAAUGAGUACGCCCGGACAAAAAGUGUAACAGACGGCAGAAGGCGUGAUAUGGUCAAAAUAUUGGUUGCACAUAUGACAAGUGAACAUGGGUAUGUUGUCAUGUUAUUAUUACAUACCUCCACUCCAAUUACAAUUUUUGGGCUUAAAUUGACACCGUACCACACAUCAUUUUUUAGCCUGUUUAAUUUACGCAUCAAUACUUUUGAUUGAAGCACAUGCAGUGAAGUCUGUCUUUGAUUUUGUUUAGGACAAGUCCUUCAAGGCGCAUUAAAGAGGACUACGCAAGGGGCAUCACUGCCUUGUUUCCAAAUCUGGCCGAUCCUAGGAGCAAGUUUGGCUAUGUAAGUGCAUUAAAAAGGUCUAAUCUAUUUACUUUUCAUUUUUGUGAACACCCCUUUUUUCAUCCUUACAACAUAAAUAUUUCAACUGCGGUCUUACAGUUGGAAGGAGUUUUAUUUACAAUAUAGUCUGUAUAUCACUGUAUGGCCACAUGUGCUGUUGCUGUUUUAACUUUUUGAAUCCAACUGAAUAACACUUUUUUACUUUAGGAGCAUUAUUACAAUGCUGAAGAUGGUAGCGGGUAUCUGGCAUGGAGACUGAAGUUUGUUCAGAAGGAAGCGUCAAAUGGACAAAAGAAGACCGGCAGUCAGUUACAAACACAAACAGGUAUGUAAAGUUUCAUCAUAUAAUAUCUACUAAUAAUGAUGCAUUAGAAAAGGUUUAAUAAUUUAAAAUUAAUUGUAUUUUUCUUUUGGAGAUGUAAGUGCCUACAUGGCCAUCUUUGCAUGGUUUUCCAAGCAUGCACACACACACACACACACACACACAAACACACAUAUAUAGCUGAAGCCCACUAAUUUAUCUAAUUUCAACUAUUAAAAGGUGGCCCAAAAGCUGAAAGAGACCCCUUCAGAGUGGAAAACUGCCUAACUACAGAAAGCCUGUGCUGUGAGGCAAUUGCGCUUAUGAAGCAUACAGCUGAUGAAGCAACUGUUAAGGAGAAGAUGAAGCAGACCUUUACCUAUCGGCAAAACAUGGUUCAUGACUCAGUGAAGUCCUCUGAAAUAUUCACAGCUUUCCCGAGAUUCCUGGACAUAAAAGGACUGGUAUGUGAGCAUACUGCCAUGUCACUGUCAUGACAAUUGGUUUUUUCUAUUGUUCAAUAGCCUAGGUGAUCCUAUCAAGCUUUCCAUGGUGCUACACCAUAAUGGUUUAAUGUUCUGUUUAACCGGUUCUAUCAGAUUGACCAGGAUUUUGGUCUGAUGUUUGGUGAUGCUGCUACAAAGUUCCUGGAGAGGUGGCCUACUGUCUACAAGCAGAAAGUCCUGGAACAAAGCCAGGGUCUCACACAGACAGCCGACCUUCAAGAACUGCUUCAAAAUGCUCAAUGCACAUCGGACCUGGAAAAUGGUAUGCUGAAAGUAAAGGAUAAGAUUUAUAGAAGGGAGGAUUUACUUCAAAAGGGAAAAUGGGUUGACUUUAUCCUUAAUAUCUUGAAUAUUUCUCCAUGAAUUUUUACUUUCAGGCUGGGACAGUGACAUGUCAUCCAUUUUGAUUCUUGUCCACCUUCUACCACCAUCCCCAAAUGGCCGCAAGAGACCAGGAAAACUUUCAGCCAGACAAGCCAGUAACCAUCUCGUGAAAUUCCUUAAGGUGAGGGUACAGUUCAAUUAAACUAGAAAAACGUCACUGUUCUGAUCCCUUUCAAUCCCCUUUAAGAUUAUGGUCAAAUAAUAGUAAGAUAAUUUAUUCAAAGAAAUUUAUUUUAACAGUUUGAUAACUGACAAAUUUUACAGCUGACUAAUUCGUUAUGUUUUCUUCACAGACUGGGACGAGCAUCCAGGGGCAUCUGGACAGCAUCACUGAAAGUCUUCAACCCUACCUGCUAGCUGUGGGGACCCAGAAGAGUCUGAUUCACAAGUACUUCAUUGUGAUUGACAAACAUGCAAUACCGUGUAAGUCAACAGACACACUUGCCAGUUUUGAUGAGCUUUUCAAAGCUCAUUUUGUCUUUGGCACGUCUUACAACCAGGAUCUGGUAAAUGUGUACAACUUCUUGCAAACCACAAUCUAUGAAAUCGAUGUUGACAUCACUAAGGUGAAUCCAAGGGUUGCAGAGUUGAGGGCUCGGAUGCUUCAUUGAGAUGGUACAUAGCGGUUUGGUUCAAAAGCUUUGUGGCGGCAUUGAGUUGAAAUUACAAUGUUGUGUUUUAUUUGCAAAAGCCCGCAUGCAAAUGCUAAUUCCCUAACAAAACACUUGAAGUUGAUCCACGGACUUUGUUCAGGAAAGACCCUUCGUCUUAAAUGUGGUCAGGCUGGUUGUUCAAAAGUUUAUGGCACCUUUUCUGGGUUUCGAAAGCACCUCAAUAAGGCACAUGAACCGUGUUCUGAUCCUGGGGAAGGCCCAUCUACAUUUGAUGAUUUAGCAGCAAGUCAUUUUGAUGAGUUGCCAGCAAAAGGUUCACCUUCUGAUUCAGUUCUUAAAAGGAGUCUCGUAGAUAGCUGUGCUUCAACAGUUGCCGAACUUAAAGUGGCAGGUGUAGGGGAAACAACCAUUAACUCUCUGGUGAUUUCAAUGGAAGAAAUUAUUGAUGAUAUCCAUAACCAGGCAAACGAAUCCGUGAAGAAGUGUCUAACUUUACCAGAGCCUAUGAAAAGUGACAUUGAGAGCAAAAUUGAUCAGUGUUUUGAAAAAAUGGAAAAUCCCUUUGGUGUAUUAAAUUCUGAGACUAAAAGAAGGCACUAUUUUACAGAAAAGUGGGGUGGAGUAGACCUAGUUGAAUAUGUUCUUGGUACAAGAUUUGAUACUCUGUGCAAUCGCACCACAGGAGCUUAUGAUCAGGUUGUUGUCGCCGAUAAAUUUGUUUACAUCCCUAUUUUGAAAACUUUACAAUUUAUUUAUAAACAUCCAAACAUAAAAGAGAUGAUGCAGACGUCAUCAAGUUCAGGAGAAAUUCUUCAUGACUUGUGUGAUGGAGAUCUUUUCAAAAAUCAUGGUCUAUUUUCAAAACAGAAGAAUGCAAUUCAGAUACAGCUUUUCUAUGAUGAUUUUGAAACUGCAAAUCCUUUAGGAUCCAAACGAGGAAUUCAUAAAUUAGGUGCAAUCUAUUUCACCGUGCGAAAUUUUUCUCCAAAGUACAACUCAAACCUCCUUAAUAUUCAUUUGGUCGCUUUAUUUCAUGCCCAAGAUGUUAAAAUGUAUGGCUUUUCUAAAAUACUUGAACCACUUGUGCAGGAUAUUAAAAUACUUGAAAAGGAUGGAAUUUUGGUCCCCUUGUAUGAUCAGCCAGUGUAUGGAACUAUUGUCCAAGUUACAGGUGACAACCUUGGUCUCCACAGUUUGUUUGGUUUUGUUGAAUCAUUCAGUGCCAGAUACUGUUGCCGCUUCUGUCUUGCUGAGAAGGAAGAUUUUCAGACCGAGUUUGAUGAAGAUUCCCCCAAGAUAGUUAUGCGAAGUCGUGCCCUUCAUGCAGAGCAUUGCCAAAAGAUGCAGACAAAUCCAAGUCUUCCCUAUGUGAUGGGUGUUAAACGGUCUUGCAUUCUAAAUUCCCUGCAGUAUUUCAAUACAUGUGAAAAUUUCUCUGUUGAUAUUAUGCAUGAUAUCUUAGAGGGAGUGGCACAAUAUGAAAUGAAACUGCUCUUACUGCACUUGAUUGAUAAGUACACAACAUCCAAAGAAAUAGACAGGAGAAUUAAGAGUUUUAACUAUGGUUAUAUGGAGCAAAGCAACAAACCUCCCCCAGUCAAGUUGGGAGAGGACUCAAAUAACUUGGGGUUAAAUUCAAUCCAAUCUUGGUGUUUGCUUCGCAAUCUACCACUUAUCUUUGGAGACUUGGUUUGUCCAAAUGAUCAACACUGGUAUUUACUACUCCUUUUACUUCAAAUUGUUAACAUAGUAUUUUCACCAAAGUUAUCAAAGGGUAUAACUAUUUUUUUGAAACACCUAAUUGCAGAACACCAUAGGUUGUUCAAGCAUUUAUUUCCAAACAAAAGGCUACUACCAAAACAUCAUUUCAUGGUGCAUUAUCCUAUGUGUAUUCUUAAAAUUGGACCACUUUUGCAUAGCUGGUGCAUGCGCUAUGAAGCAAAACACAAUUUCUUCAAAAAACAAUUAAAAAGCUUCAAAAAUGUCACUAAAACAUUGGCAAAGAAACAUCAAACUCAAAUAGCAUACAGGUGGCAGACAUUUGAUCCCAACGGAGUGAUAAUUGGUCCAGGUAAAAUGGAAACUUUAAAUGUGCUAGACUGGGGCGAUGAGAUGGCUAAACAUAUUCAUGUACCAAUUGAAACCAAGGUUUUAAAUGUCAAAUGGGCCAAGCACCAUGGAAAUAUUUAUCGGUCAGGUUUAGUUGUUUGUCUGAGAGUUCAUUGUGAGAUGCCAGUUUUUCAUAAAAUCCACCAAGUCGUUCUAAAAGGUGAGAGGUUAUUGUUGGUUACAUUAGCCCUGCAAACAGUGUGUCUUGAAGAGCAUUUCAAUGCAUAUAAAGUUGUAUGUACAAAAGAGGGACCUCAUGUAGUUGAUGUUAAAGAGCUUUUCUGUUACAAAGCAUUUGACAUACAAAUGUCGUAUGAGUGUGAUGACAAAAGUUUGUUUAUUGUGCCGUACCAGUUCCUAUGAUGCAGCAUGCAGGAAUGGAAUUUCCAAAAUGGACCUUAGAAUACAGUAAAUUAUAUAAUUGUAAUAAUUCUUGUAUGUAUUCUAUAAAAUAUAUUUUUGGAUGUAUUGUACAUUUUUCAAAAUAAAGUGUG